AUGUUACGGUAAGGUGAUUUAUUAAUGGCGGUUCAACGCCUCCGAGUGUGUCCUCAGGAUCCCUCGGCCGCCGCGGAAGAAGGAGGAGGAGGGAGGGGAGAGAGGCAGGCCGGAGGCCGCCGCAGCUGCGACACUUUCCGGCGUUGUUGAAGCCGAGCUCCGGUGGUGGAGGCGACACCGGCGUACAGCGGCUCCUGUCGGAUCAGCUUCCCCGGCGAGGCGGCACGGAAGCCGGCUUCAGGUCAGUCGCGCCCUCGCCUUGGAUACACUUCACACUACCGAGCUCCAGCGGCGGUACUUUGGUCGGACUCGACCCGCUCGCUACUCACUUGGCACAGGGCGACACGAGUUCCACCCGGACAGGGGGUGGUGAUGGAUGGCUUUGGGGGUGCGGUUAAAGCGUCAGGCGGGCAGGUGUUGGUCCACACUUUGAAUGGGACUUUGACAUGCAAACACCGGGCAAAGAUUACAACUAUCAAACUGGGCAUAGUUUUUCAGACAUGGUGGACACCCAGCAGCUCUUCGCCUGGCCGGUGGGCUUCAGUCUGAGCACCGUGGAUCUGCCCGAGCUGGACGACAGCAGCCACUCGGCGCACAUGACGACGUUGGACUACGCCACCAUCUCCUCCUCUUCCUCCUCCUCCCUGUCGCCCUCGCUGAUGGCCUCCAUGUCCUCCGUCGACGUGGCCUACGACCCAAGUCCUCCGCAGAGUGAGGACCGCUUGACCAACCUGGACUACACCAGCAUGCACAGCUACAGGACCCAGGCAGACGCACACAAUUUCAUCAAGCUGGAGCCAGAGUCGCCUCCUCAACAGGCCGACAGUCCAUCGGUCUCCAAGCUACCGGAAGACACCUCGACUGCAGCACUCAACAUCGAGUGCCGUGUGUGUGGAGAUAAAGCUUCUGGCUUUCACUACGGCGUGCACGCCUGUGAAGGAUGUAAGGUAAGGAAGAUAUUUGUAUGGCAAGAAUAA
Entelurus aequoreus (snake pipefish) is the source of this 977-nucleotide messenger RNA. RefSeq names its product peroxisome proliferator-activated receptor gamma-like. Bases 447 to 977 code for a protein of 176 amino acids. Gene Ontology annotation, molecular function: nuclear receptor activity; RNA polymerase II cis-regulatory region sequence-specific DNA binding; zinc ion binding. The record is from RefSeq and is a predicted model, not a curated record. Gene Ontology annotation, biological process: positive regulation of transcription by RNA polymerase II; regulation of lipid metabolic process; cell differentiation. The transcript is spliced from 3 exons. NCBI's taxonomy places the organism in Eukaryota, Metazoa, Chordata, Actinopteri, Syngnathiformes, Syngnathidae.